GCGUCUUCCGAAGCCAACGUGCCGCCCCGUCUCUCCCUCCCCAGCUGGACGCUCCACCCGGGGCUCGGCCCGCGCGCCCUCGGGGCAGGGGACAGACAGACUCCUGGAUGGUUCUCCGGCCGGACAGCGGGCGCUGCGGGCUCCGUGUCUCCCCCGCACCCUUGAAUAGGGCGGUCGAGUCACCCAGAGGACCCCGAAUAAAAGUGUGAGAGGAUCGCCGGCCUAGCGCAGCCAUGGUGCAGAAGUACCAGUCCCCCGUGCGGGUGUACAAGCACCCCUUCGAGCUGAUCAUGGCCGCUUAUGAGCGGAGGUUUCCCACCUGCCCCCUGAUCCCCAUGUUUGUGGACAGCGACACCGUGAGCGAGUUCAAGAGCGAGGACGGGGCCAUCCACGUGAUAGAGCGGCGCUGCAAGCUGGACAUCGAUGCCCCGCGGCUGCUGAAGAAGAUUGCCGGAGUUGAUUAUGUUUAUUUUGUCCAAAAAAACUCCCUCAAUGCUCGGGAGCGCACCCUGCACAUUGAGGCCCACAACGAGACCUUCUCCAGCCGGGUCAUCAUCCACGAGCACUGCUGCUACUCCGUUCACCCUGAAAAUGAAGACUGGACCUGUUUUGAACAGUCUGCAAGCUUAGAUAUUAAGUCUUUUUUUGGAUUUGAAAGUACAGUAGAAAAAAUCGCGAUGAAACAGUACACCAGCAACAUCAAAAAGGGCAAGGAGAUCAUUGAAUAUUACCUGCGCCAGCUGGAGGAGGAGGGCGUGACCUUCGUGCCCCGUUGGACCCCGCCUGCCGCCGCGCCCUCUGCGGAGCCGGCCUCCUCCAGCAGCAAGCAGGCCGUGGCCUCGGCCGCAGUCACCCCGGACGCCGCCCAGAAGGAGGGGCUGAGCAGUGAGGCCCUCAGCAGCCCCACUGGGGUGGCCGAGCCCGUGGCGGGGACCCCUGACGACAAACUGGAUGCCGACUACAUCAAGCGCUACCUGGGGGACUUGACGCCGCUGCAGGAGAGCUGCCUGAUCCGCCUUCGCCAGUGGCUCCAGGAAACCCACAAGGGCAAGAUUCCGAAAGAUGAGCAUAUUCUUCGCUUCCUACGUGCCCGGGACUUCAAUAUCGACAAGGCCAGAGAGACCAUGUGCCAGUCCCUGACGUGGCGCAAGCAGCACCAGGUGGACUACAUCCUCGACACCUGGAGCCCCCCUCAGGUGCUGCAGGACUACUACGCUGGAGGCUGGCACCACCAUGACAAAGAUGGGCGGCCCCUCUACGUGCUGCGGCUGGGCCAGAUGGACACCAAAGGCCUGGUGAGGGCCCUCGGGGAGGAGGCCCUGCUGAGAUACGUUCUCUCCAUCAACGAGGAGGGGCUGCGGCGCUGCGAGGAGAACACCAAGGUCUUCGGCCGGCCUAUCAGCUCCUGGACCUGCCUGGUGGACCUGGAGGGCCUGAACAUGCGGCACCUGUGGCGGCCGGGCGUGAGGGCACUGCUGCGCAUCAUCGAGGUGGUGGAGGCCAACUACCCCGAGACGCUGGGCCGCCUGCUGAUCCUGCGCGCGCCCCGCGUGUUCCCCGUGCUCUGGACACUGGUCAGCCCGUUCAUCGAUGACAACACCAGGCGGAAGUUCCUCAUCUAUGCGGGCAACGACUACCAGGGCCCUGGCGGCCUGCUGGACUACAUCGACAGGGAGGUCAUCCCCGACUUCCUCAGCGGGGAGUGCAUGUGCGAAGUGCCGGAGGGCGGCCUGGUGCCCAAGUCCCUGUACAGGACGGCGGAGGAGCUGGAGAGUGAGGACCUGAAGCUGUGGACGGAGACCAUCUACCAGUCGGCCAGCGUGUUCAAGGGGGCCCCGCACGAGAUCCUCAUUCAGAUUGUGGACGCCGCUUCUGUGAUCACUUGGGAUUUCGACGUGUGCAAAGGGGACAUUGUGUUCAACAUCUAUCACUCCAAGCGGUCACCGCAGCUCCCCAAGAAGGACUCGCUGGGGGCUCACAGCAUCACGUCCCCGGGAGGGAACAACGUGCAGCUGAUAGACCGGGCCUGGCAGCUGGGGCGCGACUACAGCAUGGUGGAAUCGCCCCUCAUCUGCAGGGAGGGGGAGAGCGUGCAGGGCUCCCACGUGACCCGGUGGCCGGGCUUCUACAUCCUGCAGUGGCGGUUCCACAGCAUGCCCUCCUGCUCCGCCACCAACCUGCCGCGCGUGGACGACGUGCUGGCCUCGCUGCAGGUCUCGUCCCACAAGUGCAAAGUGAUGUACUACACCGAGGUCAUCGGCUCGGAGGACUUCAGAGGUUCGAUGAGCAGCCUGGAGUCCAGCCACAGCGGGUUCUCCCAGCUGAGCGCCGCCACCACCUCCUCCAGCCAGUCCCACUCCAGCUCCAUGGUGUCCAGAUGGCGACUUUGCUGACAGCUGCCAAGAAAACGCUCCCUCGACAGCCCACACCAGCCAGGGGUGUUUGUGGGGCCGUUUGAGCUGCACUCACCCUCCCCGGGUCUGGAGAGCUGCUCGUUCCCACUUGACUCAGAAGUGCCCGUUCCAUGGGCUCUCAGAGCGGGCCGGGCUCCGGCUCCCAGGCCCAGUCCCUCAGGGCGUGUCCUUGCACUUCCAGGCCCGCACUCUUAAAAGUGCUGCUGGCGUCUCUCUCCACUCGACAUUCUUUGGGUUUCCUCUACGACUAGUGUCUUAACUCACGCUCCUUCCUGGACUUCUUCUUUGCGUAUCAAAUCUUGUAAAUGUUUUGUAAACAUGUUACCUCACUCUUGGUAAUACAAUACUCAGUCUCCAGAAGAGUUUUUUAUUGUUACCAAUAAUAAACUUCGACUGUUUAAAGGAAAGUCCUUUUCUUGCU
This is a messenger RNA of Talpa occidentalis (Iberian mole), 2835 nucleotides long. RefSeq names its product SEC14 like lipid binding 1 (gene SEC14L1). The record is from RefSeq and is a predicted model, not a curated record. Gene Ontology annotation, biological process: negative regulation of RIG-I signaling pathway. Gene Ontology annotation, molecular function: RIG-I binding. Gene Ontology annotation, cellular component: cytoplasm; cytosol. The transcript is spliced from 17 exons. Lineage: Eukaryota; Metazoa; Chordata; Mammalia; Eulipotyphla; Talpidae. The coding region runs from base 234 to 2393 and encodes 719 amino acids.